AUGGCGACUCAAAUCCUUAAACGCAGCCUUUUGACGAGAAGCUAUACACCCAGCAGAACCCAAAACCUCUGCUUUAUGUUCUCUACAUCUCCGCCACCUCAGGAUGCCCCACCAACCACCACCAAAAUCUCCUCCGCUGUCUCAGUCCUCACCCACCACCGCUCCAAAUCCCGGUGGAGCUACCUCCGUUCUCUCUGGCCCGACGGCUUCUCCCCGGCCGAGUUUUUCCAAAUCGUUAUCCGCAUCAGAAACAAUGCCCACCUCGCCCUCCGCUUCUUUGAUUUCACCCGUCGCCACUCGCUCUGCGAGCACAACCUCGAGUCGUAUGCCGCAAUCAUUCAUGUUCUCUCAAGGGCUCGCCUCAAGGGCCAGGCUUGCUCCCUUAUCAAGGAAGCUAUGCGGGUCUCGCCCGUGUCGGAACCUGUUCGGGUCUUCGAGGUUCUUGUUAAGACGUACAGGCAAUGUGACUCGGCUCCCUUUGUUUUUGAUCUGUUGAUUGAUAGUUGUUUAGAGGUGAAGAAGAUUGAUGGGGCGGUUGAGAUUGCGAGGUUGCUGAUGUCCCGUGGGAUUAGCCCCAAAGUCGGUACUUGCAACGCCUUGAUUAAGUGUGUUUCUAGGUUUAGGGGUGUAUUGGCCGGUUAUGAGAUUUAUAGAGAGCUUUUUGGGUUAGGAUAUGCUGAAGCAGCUGAAAAUGCAAAAAGGGUUGUUAGAGUUCGCCCGAAUGUCCAAACAUUCAGUACGCUGAUGAUAUGCUUUUACAGGGAUGGUGCCCUGGAUCGAGUGAAGGAGCUUUGGAAUGAAAUGCAGAACUGCAGUUGUGCACCUAAUGCAUACAGUUAUAGUAUGCUGAUGGCCGUGUACUGUGAAGAGGGUGAGAUGGUAGAAGCUGAGAGAGUGUGGAACAAAAUGAGAACUGAUGGAGUUGAGGCUGAUUUAGUGGCUUACAAUACUAUCAUUGGUGGUUUCUGUAAGGCUGGAGAUGUUGAGAGGGCUGAAGAAUUUUUCGCAGAAAUGGAAUCGAGUGGAGUUGAGUGUACUUGUACUACUGUUGAGCACCUUAUUAGUGGAUACUGUAAGAUUGGUGAUCUUGAUGCUGCAAUGCUAUUGUACAAGGAUAUGCAUAGGAAAAAUUUUAUACCAGGAGAAUUGACAAUAGAUGCUAUAGUCAAAGGGCUCUGCAAGAAGGGUAGGGUCCACGAGGCUUUGGAUAUUAUGAAGGAAGCACAGGGCAAUCUGUGUUUGUCACCAAAACUGACCAGUUACGUGGUUUUGUUGAGGGGGUUGUGUGAGGAGGGAAAGAUGGAAGAUGCAUUGAAACUUCAGGCAGAGAUGGUUGGUAGAGGGUUUCAACCGAAUUUGCAGGUUUACUCUGCUUUUGUUGAUGGUUAUAUGAAACGAGGUAACAGUGAAAUGGCAGAAAGGCUGAGAAAAGAAAUGCAGGAUGCUCAGGUUGAUGGUUUCAGUGAUACUGUUAGGAGGUGGAAGCCACUCAUGGAAAUUAAUGACACUGAAACUUGAAGUAGUUUUCAUUUCUUCCGUACUCAAGUAGCAGUUGAAUGUGUUUAUGGUCCAUGGUAUGUUUCCACAGAAGUGGAUCCCCCAUGUCUCCAUUUUGCUGCUGGAAAUUAAUAUAUUAGCAAACUGUUCAGCUGGCCUAUAGAUUGUGCUUGGAUUGCAUUUGUGCAUAUCUCAACGAAUGGACUUUUUAGGACUAUCCAAAG
Molecule: messenger RNA, 1721 nt
Organism: Punica granatum (pomegranate)
Lineage: Eukaryota; Viridiplantae; Streptophyta; Magnoliopsida; Myrtales; Lythraceae
Source: RefSeq, a predicted model, not a curated record